GCCGGAGCGUGAGCUUGUCUGUGUGUGCGGCUGAACUCACAAAGAGUGUGUGUUUGUCGCUCAAACUGUUGUUUACUGAAAACGUAGUUCUGUUCCUGUUCCACUUUUAAUGGUCGUGCAGACGCUAAGGAUGAAGAUCCAGGACUCAUCCGUGGCCUGUGACCCAGCGGGGAGGAUUGGGAGCGGAGAGGUUCACGUCUCCGAGCCGGACUGCGAGGACGUUCCCCGCCUGGACAUGAAGGCUCUGACCGAGGACGGUGGCAGCUGGGGAGAGCCGAUCCUAGCAUGCCCGCUGCAGAGGGAGAGCACGGAUCAAGAGGAAGCUCAACUGUCCCCUCACGCCGUGGGUCGUCCGAUCCGCCAGCUGCUGGAAGAGGAAAGUGACCCGAUGGUGUCUCCUCGCUUCUACGCCUAUGGGCACUGCCAGCAGUAUGUGGACGACACAGAAGUACCUCCGUCCCCACCCAAUGCGCACUCUUUUAUCACUCGUAAACGGAGUUCCUCUCUGGGCUCCUGUGAUGAUGAGCGAGAGGAGCUGACCUCUGCUCAGCUCACAAAGAGGAUUCAUGUGCUGAAGAAAAAGAUCCAUCGGUUUGAGGAGAAGUUUGAAGAAGAUCGAAAGUACAGGCCCUCCCACAGUGAUAAAGUGGCAAAUCCUGAAGUGCUGAGAUGGGUGAAUGAAUUGGCCCAGCUUCGUAAAGAGCUUAAAGAACGCAAGCUAAUAAAGUCUGAGGAAGACCUGCCUCCUCAGACUCGCCAGCGCAGCAACACACUCCCCAAGAGCUUCGGCUCUCAGCUAGACAAGAAGCCUCAGCAGGAAAAGGCGCCAAAGCCUCCGGUGGAAAACACCCUGGAGUUCAUCUUAAAGAAGCUGCAGGAGAAGAGAGAGGAGAUGAACCGCCCCGAGGACAUCAAGGAUAUGACACGGGAGCAAAUUGGAGCUGAGAAAGUUGCCCUGCAAAAAGCUCUCCUGCACUAUGAGAGCAUCCACGGUCGACCUGUGACCAAAAAUGAGAGGCAAUUCAUGAAACCAAUGUAUGACCGAUACCGCUUGGUGAAACAGAUCCUCUGCAGAGCCACCACCAUCCCCAUCAUAGGCUCCCCCUCCAGCAAGCGCAGAGGUCCUCUCCUUCAGCCCAUUAUUGAGGGUGAAACUGCACUUUUCUUCGAUGAUAUCAAGGAGGAGGAAGAUGGCUCGGAGGACGACAGUGACACCAAGGCUCAGUUAAAUGUGACCAUAAGGCCUGAGCUUGGCGUGUUCAUCUUCAUGGACCCCAUGGAUGAGGAAGUGGACGGUUUCAUUUCACCUGUAGAUGAACUUUCGCCCUCCAAAACCUCAGGAGACAUGGACCUGUCCAACUUGCAUUCAGCUUCCACGCAGGAACUCGUUGAGCAGCUUCAGGAGACGAGAGAGGAGAAGAAGAGGAUCCGCAAGAACCUGAAGGAGUUCGAGGACCAGUUCUUCAGACAAAACGGGAGGACUGUCCAGAAGGAGGACCGCUCCCCGUUGGCAGACGAGUACCACGAAUACAAACACAUCAAGGCCAAGCUGCGGCUGCUGGAGGUGCUCAUCAGCAAAAGAGACUCCAGUAAAUUCAUCUGAGACUACAUUUUUACAAAGCGCUGACGGGACAAUAAAGGCGAACACAUCUGUUGGAAGAAACCGAGAUCGACAUGCUGCUCUGGGAUCAGCUGACCUUGAAGUUUUGUGUAACCUGUUCAUCUACUCUGUCAAACACGCUGGGGGCGGAGUCAUCCAGCCCACCUGUGACUGAUUCACACCUGCGUCACCUGAGAACUGCCGGACCUCACCUUCAAAUCUGGACGUUCGUCCAGACGAAGUCACAGACGCACAAAUGAUGUAAAUCACCUCGUUAUGAUGCUAAUAAUUUAUUUUACCAAUUUAAAGUUUUUCAAGUAAGAAAGCCGUUCUCUUCUGUUUAACUGUAGAGAAGUACUGGAGUAAAAUGGCUGUAGGUGUCAAAUUAUUUUUUGAAAGAAUUUGUGAAUAAAAGGUGUAUUUAUGUGUAUUUUC
Molecule: messenger RNA, 2035 nt
Organism: Nematolebias whitei (Rio pearlfish)
Lineage: Eukaryota; Metazoa; Chordata; Actinopteri; Cyprinodontiformes; Rivulidae
Gene: fam13a
Product: family with sequence similarity 13 member A
Exons: 11
Coding region: 110-1603 (497 amino acids)
Source: RefSeq, a predicted model, not a curated record